This is a messenger RNA of Pungitius pungitius (ninespine stickleback), 4547 nucleotides long. It is a transcript of the gene adgrd1, whose product is annotated as adhesion G protein-coupled receptor D1. Gene Ontology annotation, cellular component: plasma membrane. Lineage: Eukaryota; Metazoa; Chordata; Actinopteri; Perciformes; Gasterosteidae. Gene Ontology annotation, biological process: adenylate cyclase-activating G protein-coupled receptor signaling pathway; cell surface receptor signaling pathway. Gene Ontology annotation, molecular function: G protein-coupled receptor activity. The record is from RefSeq and is a predicted model, not a curated record. The transcript has 25 exons. The coding region runs from base 383 to 3031 and encodes 882 amino acids.
CCCCGCCCCCUCAAAAGAUCCAAAAAUGACAUCACGCUUUGCAAUUCCCACGUUAGGUCCAACAAGCCGGUACGGAGCUCCGCAGAAACUCAAAGAAACGACUACGAGUUCACUGUAGCAAUCAAGACCACGGAUUUACAGUUUUCCCUGUGGAAGUUGUUUAGAUUUCUAUCCAGAGAUCGGAAACUUUCGUUUUAUGUCUCAUGCCAGGACACUAAAUUGAGUCCUUUUUUUGUUCUACUGUCGUUUUAAUUAAUUAUCUAUAUUUUGAAGGUUGGAAACUGGACUGAUCAAAAGCUUUCAUAUCGUGGAAUAAUGAGUGGCUCCUCCUGGAUUCACCAUUAUUUGUGGAUUUAACCCCCUGUUUCAGAAAAGACUGUAGAUGGUACAUUUUACUGACGAUAUGGACUUUCCUUUGCGAAUUCACCUUUUUACUGCUUUUGUCUCCUGUAUUAAGGUUUAUGCUCAAGUGGUUCUACCUACAAAGCACCCAGGCCUGCAGGUGUUGGCCUCGGCCUCACAUUAUUGGCCCCUGGACGCCGUGGAUGGAAUCCAUGAACUGUGGGACCAGAUUGGAAACAGACCAGGUUAUGUUAACGGAAGUAACAUAAAUAUUGUUGAGGGAAUGGUCAACAAAGGCAUCUUUCUAAAUGGAGAUAACGGCGGUACCUUUCUCCACUUUGGAAACUACCAGAACUCUUGCAUUAGUGACCCUACAUGGUGUGGUCCUCAGGGGAUUACCUUCUCCUUUUUUUGGAAAAACCAGGAGACGCAGUCCCGUUUUGCUGUAGCCUCUGGAGGGAAAGUUAUCUCCAACGGCUUCUCCGUGUACGCCAAUAACCACGGAGGAUAUGUUGAGUUUUACACUAGAGGCAACAACCAAAGAUGGAAGGCCAACAUCACCGUCCCUGGGCCUUACUGGACUCAAGUUCUCUUCGCAUGGAAGAAAAGCGUUGGUCUGAAGGUCUACAUCAACGGGACCUUCACCGCUGGCGACACAGCCGGCAGUGUCUCAGAAAGCUAUGGUGACGCCUACUCUGACCUGGUCAUUGGAACUGGCAACGACAGGGCAUACGGUCACUACGUAACCGGCGCCUUCGAUGAGUUUGUCAUCUGGGAAAGGGCCCUUACUCCUGGCGAGAUCUCGCUCUACUACAGAGCGGCCAUCGGGCAGGCCAUGGUUUCUGCCACAACACCCAGAGUCUCCAAAGAAGUCACUUCGACUGCACCAACAGCUAGCGCCCCUGAAGUGAGUCCUCCCGUGGACAGCAGCCGGCGACAGGAGAGCCAAAGCCCUGAGGACCCGGAGUCCUUGCCGGUGCUGGGGUUCCUCAAGGUGCUGCCCAACAGGACCAUUCCACACGACACUGCCAACAACCUCACACAGAGUUUUCUCAAAAGUGUGGAAGAAGUGCUGUCCUCCCCGGGGCUGUUACAGCAGUCCAUCCCUGUGGUCAGCGGUCUGAUCGAGACCGUGGACAUGGUGAUGGAACACAUGGUGACUAACCUGGAGGCCGGCCCAGACUCCCUCGGUGGAACGUCCUUUGUUGCAGACUACUCUCUGAUGAAAUUCCCACAGAACUACAACCUGCCACACUACCGCUUCCCCACACAAGGCAUGAGUUACAUCUCGGUGCCGGGAGAGGCUUUCGCCAUGCAGUCUCAAACCACCAUCGUCGGCCUGUUCUACCACAACAUGCACAGCUACUACAAAGAGAUCAGCCCCGUCAAGACCAAGAUUAGCACGGCAGCUGAUUUUAAGGAUUUCAAUAUCCAGGUAGCAAGCUGUCUGAUCUCUCUGAAAGUGGAGCCCCUCCCGGCCCUGUCAGUGAACCUCUCCGGAGCGCCACUCAUCAAGAUUGUGCUCACCCACAUCCUGACCGAAGAACAGCAAGAGCAAGUCCUAAAUCAAAGCAAUAAAGUCUUCCUCUACUGUGCCUUCUUGGACUACAGUUCCAGUGAGGCAGUGUGGUCCAAUGUAGGCUGCGUACGCUCAGAUGGAAACAUGACGUACUCUGUGUGUUUGUGCAACCACCUCACCAACUUCGCCAUUCUUAUGCAAGUGGUGCCAUUAAAGCUCACUACUGGCCACAGGGUGGCACUAUCAACCAUCGGUUACGUCGGCUGCUCAAUUUCCAUCAUCUGUCUCGCCAUCACUCUGGUGACUUUUGCCGUUCUGUCGUCAGUGAGUACCAUCCGUAACCAACGCUACCACAUCCACGCCAACCUGUCCUUUGCCAUCCUGGUGGCGGAGAUCCUGCUCCUCAUCAGCUCUCGCUUCGAGCCGGGAACGUUGCCUUGUAAGGUAAUGGCGGUCCUGCUUCACUUCUUCUUUCUGAGCGCCUUUGCAUGGAUGCUGGUGGAGGGCCUCCACCUCUACAGCAUGGUGGUCAAGGUGUUCGGCUCUGAGGGCAGCAAACACUUGUACUACUACGGCAUUGGCUGGGGCUCUCCGUUGGUGAUAUGUGUCGUGUCAAUGACAUCAGCUCUGAACAGUUAUGGCGAGGUUGACAACUGUUGGCUUUCACUGACGAAUGGUGCAAUCUGGGCAUUCGUGGCCCCGGCUCUAUUUGUCAUUGUGGUGAACGUCGGCAUUCUGAUAUCUGUCACAAGGAUCAUAUCUCGAAUCAGCGGGGAGAGUUACAAGGUUCACGGAGAUGCCAAUGCAGUGAAGCUGACUGUAAAGGCGGUGGCCGUGCUCCUCCCCAUACUCGGCAUCUCCUGGAUCUUUGGCGUUCUCGCUGUCAACACACACUCUUUGCCGUUCCUGUAUAUUUUUGCUGUAUUCAAUUCGUUACAAGGGUUCUUUGUCUUCUUGUUUCACUGUCUUCUCAACUCGGAGGUGAGAGCUGCUUUCAAACACAAAACCAAAGUGUGGUCUCUCACGAGCAGCUCCAUCCGAAACGUCAACGUGAAGCCAUUCAACUCGGACAUUAUGAAUGGAAACAAGGAGGGCGUGAUGCCCACCAAGAUGAACACAUGGGACAAAAGCACCAACUCUGCCAAUCGCAUCGACCUCUCCGCCGUGUAGAAGAAGCGCUCCUGUCCGUGGUAGGACAGCAAUCCCUCACGGGUGUAGAAUGACAAAACCCCGGCCAGAGUAUCCUCCCACUAUGUUAUGCAAUGAAUGUGACACUCAUCUGCUGAAGGGAAAGUUACACCAGAAGGAGAUGUUGUUUAGCUGAAUGUUUAGCUGAAUAAUACCUUCGCCUUUAAAGACAAACAGACUAUAAGGACUGUGCCUUGUUGUUGCCUAAUAAAAAGUUUUAAAAGUUUUCCCAAAAACAAGAGCAGGGAUUUCUGAGGAUGUCAGUGAGAGUCUCAGCUUCCAGGGGUGCUGUUCAGGAUCUGGUUAACAACACUAUCUGUAAUGGAGCGUCUGGAAUUGUCUGCUGUAUGGUCCUUCUGUAUAGCGCAGUUGAUUUACUAAUUGGCAAGAGUUUAUGUUUGACGCUUAUUCCUUUUCUUGCAGAGCAACAAUCUGUUCAGAGAAUAUUAAGCCAGCGCCAGCAGCCGUUUAGGUUUACUUUGCACAAUGAAUAGCUGAUCAGUCCAUAAUCAACACAUCUAAAACAGACGUGUAAAUAGGACAUAUUAUGGAUUAAAGGUUAUGUGUCUAGACUAGCAAUCCAUGCCAUCCGUGUCCCCUGUUUCCAGAAUUUGUGCUAAACUAAGCUAAAGUAAUCUGCUGCUGGUGGCAUAUUUAAAGUACAUGAGGAUAAACAGCAAUAUUUUCAUCAGAUUCUGUUAUUCCUUAAUAAGCUUUAAUAAAGCAAUUAUAUUUACUUUGAUUUACUCACAGAAAAUGUAACAUCGAUGAUUAUACGUUUUCAGGGCAAAAACAAUCAGUACUUGUUUCUUAAAUUGUCAGAUUUGUCCAUUGAAAAUAAACACAUAAUGAUUUUUCCAGCUGUUAAGAGUAUUCAUCAUCACAAGUGUCAUAAUUCUUUUCAGUCAUAAGAACUUCUCCAAGAAUUAAAGCCCUAAUGUAACUCUGAUAUAAUGUAUUUAUUUAUUUUGUGAUUCUGUAUUAUUUCUUCUGCAAAGUUUCACAACUCAACAAUCUGUAUGUUCUCAUGUUAAAUUCUGUGUUUUUUGUGUAUGUUUUCUCCCUUGAAAUUAACUGGUAUAUUUGCAGCACCUUACAUCUAAGUAAGCUGCAGUAUUUUAAGCUUGUUGGGGAAUAGUGAAUACUGGUUGUGUGAUUGUGACACAAUUCUGUGAAGUUGUAUGGUGUCUGAAGCUAUUUCUGUUGCUAAUUUCUUUUACAUUUUCAUACAUAUUUUUAAAAUUAAAUAUGUUCAAGCUUUUUUUCUUAAAUACUGUGAGGAUGGAGGGAGAGGGCAUGACUAAAAAUGUCAUUGAUCUUACAACAUUAAGUUUCAUGAAACAGGAUUUACUGUAAGUCACUUUGCGCUCACUUUCCAUGUCAAAUUCGAUGUUAAAUAUUUCAAUAUUUCUAUGCUUGUAUGGCCUUUGAUGAUUGUUGUUUUAUGGUACUAUGGUUUGUGUUUCCAGUUAUCUUUAUUAAAGAAAACGUUUAUGAC